Messenger RNA from Lasiosphaeria miniovina, 793 nucleotides. RefSeq lists its product as uncharacterized. The transcript has a single exon. The record is from RefSeq and is a predicted model, not a curated record. Lineage: Eukaryota; Fungi; Ascomycota; Sordariomycetes; Sordariales; Lasiosphaeriaceae. The coding region runs from base 141 to 593 and encodes 150 amino acids.
GCUGAGCCGGGGAAGGGGAGAACUGCGGAUGGUGGCGGCAGCUAUCAUGGAGACGAACAGCGACGGCCUGGUCCUUCGCCCGUCAGUCCGAGUAUCUCCCGCUCAACGACAGCAUUCGGCCUCUUCAUUGUUGUAGCCAAAUGUCUAGGUGCGCCGCGUGCGUCGCUAGCGCACCGCCUGGGGGUGUACUUGCCGCGCUGUGCCGCGUACAGGACCGUCUACGCCCUGGGCGGCGACGAAUUCGAGGAACCCGUGCCAUGAGGCCGUGCCAUGAGGCCGUGCCUAGCAUCAAGUGUGCGCAUGAGGUGCAUCAGGGUCGAGGUCUGUUGGCGCAGGAGGCCGGGAAGAACGGAGGAAGACGACGUGGAGAAGGAGGCCGACGAGAUGAUGGAUUUGAGCGAGGUGAUGUGGGAGACGAGUACGCGGCGUGCGUGGGAUCGAGCGGCCGCACAAAGGACGGGUUAGUGGUUAAGUGGGCGAUGCGGGCGAGUUGGACGGCGGAGGUGCACGUUGUUGGGCCAGGGCUGGUGAUGCGAGCUAUGGCGGUACGAAACUGGGCGCGAAGGGCGAAAUUGGUGUCUAAUGAAAGCUAGGGAAAAAUCCAUUCUGCGCAGAGUGGAAGUGGGGUUACAGGCAGCGCGGGGUAAUUUAACGAUUUUGCGAGAGAACUGGAGUCUGCCGUAGAGAAGGCUUCAACGUGUAUCACUAAGCCUACCCGUGUCACCGCACAGUCAACUGUAGAGAGGCAGGGCUGCAAUGUGGUUGCUGUAUUCGUAGAAUCUAAAGCUAAAGA